UUGUUGUUUGUGGCUUGGCUACUUCUGUAACCACGUGUUGAAGUCACAUGAUGCUGUUUUGAUCACGUGAGUAUCUGUUGUGUUCACAUGACUCGUGUGAUCAAAUGAAUCGUGUUCGGUGAGAUCUAAUGAAUCAUUAGUGUUCACAGUGAUCGGUGACUGGACUCACAUGAUUCAUGACUCUGUGAUCAUGUGAAUCAUUUAUGUUCAGUAUUCAGUCAGUGAUCUGUGCUCAUAGUCGUGUGUGCUCGGUUGUUUACAGUAGCUGGCCUGGUUUGGUUCAGUGAUGAUGAUGAUGAUGAUGAUGAUGAUGAAGGGUCACGCGCUGAUGGCGGUGUGUGUCGCGCUCGUCGUCGCUCUCGGUGACUCUCUGUCGGUUCCGCCGCAUGAGGAGGUGGCUCGGAUGGCCCGGUUUGUGGUCAAUAAGUGCGAUUGGGCUUCGAUGGCCACGAUCUCCACUCACGAUCCGGUCCGGGGACAGCCGUUCUCCAACGCCUUCUCCAUCAGCGACGGGCCCGUGGGCAACGGAACCGGAACCCCGUACCUGUACCUCACACACCUGGAGAUCUCGGUGCAGGACCUGCAGGUGAAUCCCCAGUCAUCUCUGUCCGUGUCUCUGGCUCAGACCAGUUACUGUAAGAAUCAUGGAUUUGAUCCUCAGAGUCCGCUGUGUGCUCACAUCAUCCUGUCGGGCUCUGUGGUGGAGGUGAAUGGCAGUGAGGCAUCGGUGGCUAAAGCCGCUCUGUUCAGUAGACACCCAGAGAUGAUUGAUUGGCCUACCGACCAUAACUGGUUCUUCGCCAAGAUGAACAUCACACAGGUCUGGGUGCUCGAUUACUUUGGCGGAGUGAAAACCGUCAACCCGGAGCAGUAUUACCGAGCCACUCCGUACCAGAAACACAGUGGAAGUGACACGCUGUGAUCCUGGUAAACCGGAGCAGAAUCACUGUGGAGUGUUUCAGAAGAGACUUGGAUUUAUGAAUGUUUUUCAGAUUGAUUCGGUUUGAACUGUGUUCGUCUGUGAGAUAUGUAUUAAUCACAUGUUGUUAAUUUCUCCAUAACAUACAUUUUUUUGUAAGCAUUUUGUAAAAUGCUCCUGAAUGAUUUCU
Messenger RNA from Carassius carassius (crucian carp), 1109 nucleotides. Its product is annotated as protein CREG1-like. The coding region runs from base 287 to 922 and encodes 211 amino acids. The transcript is spliced from 4 exons. Lineage: Eukaryota; Metazoa; Chordata; Actinopteri; Cypriniformes; Cyprinidae. The record is from RefSeq and is a predicted model, not a curated record.